AUGGAGGCUCCAGCUUCAGGGUCAUGGAUAUGGUGCCAUUUACUCAAAUUGCGAAGCACUGCACGUCCAUUGCAUCGUAUGAAGGUGAAUGAUGGGGAGAGCACAUCGUUUUGGUAUGAUGCUUGGAGUGACCUGGAUCCAUUAGUUGAGCUUGCUGGGGUAUCGGGGUUUAUCGCACUUGGGAUAUCUCCGUCUGCAUCUGUUGCUUCGGUUAUACGAUCUCAUCGAAGCAGGAGACAUCGACGUGAUGAUCUGAACUCGAUUGAAGAUAUUAUCUCUUUGGUUGCAGGGAAUUUAAAUCAGAAAAACGAUCACUCGCUCUGGAAAUCAAAAUCGGAUAAAUUCAGUUCUAAAUUCGUGUCAGAAACUACUUGGCACAACAUCUGGCACUCAUCACCUCUACAGCGAUGGAGCUUUGCAGUUUGGUUUCCGGGGAAUACGCCCAAAUUCGCUUAUAUAACGUGGCUUGCUAUGCAGAAUCGACUGUCAACUGGGGAAAUAGUGAAACAAUGGGGACCUGGAAUGUCUACUCGGUGUGUGCUCUGUUUGAUGGCGAUCGAUUGUGGACCUACUCACGUCUUCGCGAUUGGCUGGGACGCGAUUGUUCCUUGCAAGGUACAUCUUUCAAGCCUCGCUUGUGACGAUAUGGAAGGAACGGAAUCGACGCAGACAUGGAGAAGGACCAACCUCUGCGCAAGCUCUGAUUCACACCCUGGAUAA
Eutrema salsugineum is the source of this 720-nucleotide messenger RNA. RefSeq lists its product as uncharacterized. The record is from RefSeq and is a predicted model, not a curated record. NCBI's taxonomy places the organism in Eukaryota, Viridiplantae, Streptophyta, Magnoliopsida, Brassicales, Brassicaceae. Bases 1 to 720 code for a protein of 239 amino acids. The transcript has 2 exons.